Molecule: messenger RNA, 3106 nt
Organism: Saccostrea cuccullata (small rock oyster)
Lineage: Eukaryota; Metazoa; Mollusca; Bivalvia; Ostreida; Ostreidae
Exons: 5
Coding region: 172-2460 (762 amino acids)
Biological process (GO): protein ubiquitination; Notch signaling pathway
Cellular component (GO): nucleoplasm
Molecular function (GO): ubiquitin protein ligase activity
Source: RefSeq, a predicted model, not a curated record
UGUGAAUUCCAUUCCUUCAAGUAUUUUGGAGAAAAAGAUGACCUCCCAGAAUACAAAACAGUUGUACAUUUACUAGAAUAUAAAGAUGGGGCACUUCAGGCAGGUUGUCCAAAUGAUGAUAAUUUGGUAACAGCACUAAAGAAUCAUUAUGAUAAGAUAAGAACAUUAAAUAUGGAUUUUUAUGCAGUUCCCGGGUCAGAAAAAAACAAAAUACCCUCCACUGUGAGGGAAAUUCAGAAGGAAUUCCCAGAGGCAUUUUUCUAUGGUGAAGAGUCAAAGAUUAAUAUUACAUGUAAUGACUACUCUCAGUUGCAAUUGCUGAAAAAUAUGUUAAGAAUUAAGUUGGAAGGUGGACAAACAAACAGGCGAAAUCGAAGAUUUCAAUCAAGUGAAGAUACGGAUGGAAAUACUGAAGGAAAACCAGAAGAUGUGCUCAAACAAAGUGGACGAAGAAAUAGGCGCUUUGAAAGCAAUGAGACUGAAUCAGAUAUGACUUCUUCAUUGUACAUGUCUAGUGAUGCACUUGAAGUGAAAGUGAAGGAUGGAUUUACUGUUAAAGUAUAUCAGGGCAGUAUUACUAAACUCAGAGUUGAUUGUAUUGUCAAUGCUGCUAAUAAUCAGCUUAUGCAUGGAGGUGGAGUAGCAUAUGCAAUAGCAGAGGCAGCAGGAUAUGAAUUCGAUAGAGAGAGUGCGGAGUACAUCAGACAGCAUGGUCCAAUACCCGUAGGGAAGUGUUGUGUGACAUCUGCCGGCAAACUCCACUACAAGUGUGUAAUUCAUACAGUAGGACCUAGAUGGCAUGACUAUAACAAUGAUGAAAAGAAAUACUGUUUUAAUGACUUGCAAGAAGCUGUCGAAGUUACAUUCAGAGAAGCAGAUAGAUUGAAAAUGACAUCAAUUGCAAUUCCAGCCAUUAGUUCAGGUAUAUUUGGAUUACCAAGAGACAAGUGCAUCGAAUGUUAUUACCAAGCAGUAGUAGCUUUCCUUUCAUCUAACAAGCCGAUUUACCUUAAGGAAAUACAUUUUGUGGAUAGAGAUCUUACCAUAAUUGACAACAUCAAAGCAGUAUUUUCUCAGACGAGGAACUAUUCACCUAAAACAGAAGACACACAAAGCCCUUAUUAUAGUACACACUCUCAACAAAAGCAAGAAAACUUCGAUGUACCCAGAUCUACUUCAAUUUACAGACGUUCUAGCAAUGAAAGUGAAGACUGUGUGGUUUUCCAAAUACGACACUCCUUCUCAAUUCAGCUUUUUAUUGGAAAUAUAGUUAAUACUGAAGCAGAAGCAGUUGUGUGUCCCCAGGAUAAAAAAUGUAGCUCCAAAGGAAGAGUUGCUAGUGCAUUAAUGGAAGCUAUAAAUGAUAGUACAGCUUAUCCCCCUAAAAAAGAAAAGGAGCGCCGGAUUGGAGAUAUUUUUGUAGCGGAAUGCAAGUCAAAUUCUGCAAGAUGGAAAUACAUGUUCCACACUGUGGUGCCAAGAUGGGAUAUGGAAUCUGCAACAAAUAAUCGACAAUAUAUGAAGUCUCUUGAGAAAACUUACAGAAAUAUUUUUAAAGCAGCAGAAAGAGAACAGAUUUCGAGCAUUGCAAUUGCUAUGCCCAUUUUGGGAGCCGGUGUUGGAGGUGACUAUGAAGCGCCACUGGAAAUGUGUUCCAAAAUCUUUGCUACAACAGUAAAAUCAUUUUCAGAUGAAAAUGAUUCCUUAUCUUUACAAGAAAUUAAACUUGUAUUUCAAAGUAAUGCUGAGAGAUUUGCAUACACAGAUGCAUUAAAGAAAGUCUUGCACAGUGAUAAUUUUGAAAUGAUCAAUCUUAAAGGACCGAGUCAUAUUGAGCAAAGUUCAAGUUCAGAAAAAAACUUCUGCUGCAUAUGCAUGGAUACUCCGAGCAAUCCAAAAGCUUUGAAAUGUGGCCAUAUCUUCUGCAAAGACUGCAUUGAUCAGCAAUUCGAGUACAAACCAGCCUGCCCAAGCUGUGGUAAGGUAUUUGGAAAGAUGACAGGGGACCAGCCACCUGGUACUGUGUCUCUAAGAAAAGAAUGGAGAAGUCUUCCUGGUUAUGAAGACUGUAGCGAGUGCAUCAUCAUCACUUAUACUAUAAGAGGGGGUCUUCAAGGGGAGGACCAUCCUAAUCCCAAUCGGUAUUUUAAAGGGAUAACUCGCUCUGGUUACCUUCCAAACAAUACAAAGGGAAGGCAGGUGGUCAAGCUUCUGAAUAUUGCUUUUUCGAGAAAACUGGUGUUUACCAUUGGAAGAUCCCGUACCACUGGAGAAGAGGGGGUGGUGACUUGGAAUGAUAUUAGCCACAAGACAAGACCAGACGGAGGUCCGCAAAAGUUUGGGUACCCAGAUGACACCUACCUUGACCGAGUCCUUGCGGAGCUUGCAGUAAAAGGCGUCACACCAGAGUCAGCGGAUGAUCCAGAGGAAUACCGAGAAUAUUCCAGAGGUUUCUACUAGAAGGAUUGGCGUAUUGUCUUAAAACAAUGGAAUGGUACAAUACUGGUGCAUUUAAAAUGUUAUUUGCAAUGUUUCUUUAAAUAUAAAAAAAAUGUGGAUUAGAUCGUUUGCUGAACAUUUAUGAAUUAUUUAGUAUGUUACAUGUAGUAAAUGAGUUAAAAUUUUAUAAAUGAAAGAUGUGCAAUGUUUAUGACCAUUGUAUAUCACCAGCUUUUUUUCUGAAUAAUUUUAGUUAUUCUUAAAAAAGACAACAACUGUCUUUUUUCAUCCUCAAUCAUGUCACAGCUGAGGUAAUGAUUUCACUUUCAAUUUAUCUCCAUGAAAUACAAAGAUAUUAGUAUAUAAUAGCUUCAUAUAAUACUUGUGUGAUUGUAAAAAUGCCUGCAAAUAAUAAGAAAUACAUUAUUUUUGUUUACAAUUGAGUAUACAUUUGAUGAACGAAUCAAGGGAGGGAAACUGCAUACAAUACCUUAAGAGCUUGCUAACAUGAUAACAUAGUAAAAUUUCAGAAAAUGUUAUUGUGAAUAUAAAAGAAUUUUUUGUAUCAGUUUCGAUGAAUGUCAGUAUGUUUUCUUAACCUUAAUUGUUCAUUCUUUGAGUUGUCAAUUCUAUGAUUUUAUUUUUUCAAUGAGUUUUUUUCCUUUGA